Kockovaella imperatae is the source of this 1257-nucleotide messenger RNA. RefSeq names its product programmed cell death protein 2. NCBI's taxonomy places the organism in Eukaryota, Fungi, Basidiomycota, Tremellomycetes, Tremellales, Cuniculitremaceae. The coding region runs from base 1 to 1257 and encodes 418 amino acids. The transcript is spliced from 4 exons. The record is from RefSeq and is a predicted model, not a curated record. Gene Ontology annotation, cellular component: cytoplasm. Gene Ontology annotation, biological process: maturation of SSU-rRNA.
AUGUCGCCCUCCUCUCCCGCUUCCUCAUCCUCCUCCCUUCCUUCAUCCAACGUCCUCCUCGCCUUACCCGAUGGUGCCAUCCCGUCAGGUCACGAAGAUGCGAAGUCUCACACCAUUUCGACCAUCGGAGGAUACCCAACGUUUCCUCCACUGUCCUCACAGGAUAAAGCACCGGAAGAAAUUCGAUGCGGAAUCUGUCAUCAGGCAAUACCUCUUCUGGCGCAGGUCUACUGUCCACCGGAGGAUGGAGAAAAUGAUCGAACAGUCUACGUGUGGGCUUGUGCCAGAUCCAGCUGUCAACGGAGGGAUGGAAGUGUUCGUGCCUAUAGAGCAUCUUUAAGGAACGACGAGUAUGCUAUUGAUGCCGCUGCGAAACGGGCAGCCGCUGCGAAAGCAGCCGAGGCAGAAAGAGAGCGGGCUCGAAAAAACCCAUUCUCGAUGCCUGCAAGCGGUGACGGCAAAUCUCUAUUCGGCUCAGCUCAACCGCUCUUUGGUGCUCCUCCUUCAGCAGACCUAUCCAAUCCGCCGGAUAUAUCCUCUCUAUCCCUUCAACCGAAUGCUAGCACAUCCCACGCUCCCCCACUGCCCGCUUAUCAGCCUCCGCAAUAUCUGACGACAAUCGAUGAAUACCUCGCUCCACCGGAAGAUGUUGACAUGGACGAUGACGAGGAGGAUCAGAUGGACUUGCGCAACGAGAGAUGGGAGCAACUUCUCCCAAAACACAUGGAUGAGGUCUUUGAACGCUAUGUCAAGCGUCUUAAAGAUGCCGAUGGUGGAGCGGGCCAGGUGCUGAGAUAUGAGCUCGGCGGUGUCCCAGUGCCAUACUCUUCCAAAUCACCCCUUUACAGUCGCCUGUUCCCCGGGGCGCCGAUCACUCGCACACCGGACGCAGAGGAAGAGCCAGACUUCGCCGAUUUCUACAAUCCUGAAAGCCUACCGCCAUGUUCACGUUGUGGAGCCAAACGCGUCUUCGAACUUCAGCUCGUCCCGUCUCUCAUAUCAAUACUCUCUCCAGAUAAAUUGACUACGACCGGCAAGGCGCCGUCCAAGAAGGAGCGCAAGCAGAGUGAAGAGGAGAGAAAGAAGGACCUGGCAAGGAUAGCUGCAGGCCUUAAGGGUCAGGGUGACGAGCAAGAGAUCGGAGACAUGAACUGGGGAAGUAUUCUGGUUUUUGGAUGCGAGGCGGAUUGUGUAGGUGUAGGAGAGGAAUUUGUGGCAGUCGAAUGGGAGUCAUUUUUGUCAGAGACCUCCGAGUAA